Fundulus heteroclitus (mummichog) is the source of this 1400-nucleotide messenger RNA. It is a transcript of the gene anxa5b, whose product is annotated as annexin A5b. The transcript has 13 exons. Gene Ontology annotation, biological process: negative regulation of coagulation. The record is from RefSeq and is a predicted model, not a curated record. The coding region runs from base 177 to 1130 and encodes 317 amino acids. Lineage: Eukaryota; Metazoa; Chordata; Actinopteri; Cyprinodontiformes; Fundulidae. Gene Ontology annotation, cellular component: cytoplasm. Gene Ontology annotation, molecular function: calcium-dependent phospholipid binding; calcium ion binding.
GACACGCCGGGGUGGGGUCGGUGCGCCACAGAGAGUUUAUGUUAGUGGGUUUCCUCCUCCUUGUCCUUCUCUCCUUUUUGCUUCCCUCUCUGCAGGCCGAUCUCAGAGCUUCACCUGACGGCUACAGCUCAGCGAUUUUCUUCUAACUGCUGGAAAAACCUUCAAAGAUCUUCAGAAUGGCCGGCAGAGGAACCGUUAAAGCCAGCGCUAACUUCAACGCCAGUGCAGAUGCAGAGGUUCUGAUGAAAGCCAUGAAAGGACUGGGGACCGACGAGGAUGCCAUCCUGCAGCUGCUGACAGCUCGCAGCAACGGCCAGCGGCAGGAGAUCAAGGCUGCCUACAAGACUCUGUUUGGGAAGGACCUGGUGGACGACCUGAAGGGAGAGCUGGGCGGUAAAUUUGAAACGCUGAUCGUGGCUCUUAUGACCCCGCCUCUUACCUACGAUGUGACGUGCCUUCGAAACGCCAUCAAGGGGGCAGGAACGGAUGAGAAGGUUCUGGUGGAGAUACUUUCCUCCAGAACACCUCAGCAGGUGAAGGACAUUGUUGCUGCUUACAGAAAAGAGUACGAUGACAACUUGGAGGAGGAUGUAUGUGGGGACACGUCUGGUCACUUCAAGAGACUCCUGGUUAUUCUGCUUCAGGCAAGCAGGCAGACGGGAAUCCAGGAGGGUAACAUCGAGACUGACGCUCAGGCUCUGUUUAAAGCAGGAGAGGAGAAGUUUGGAACUGAUGAACAGGCGUUCAUCACCAUCCUGGGAAACAGGAGUGCCCAACACCUGAGGAAAGUGUUCGAUGCCUACAUGAAAAUGACCGGAUAUGAGAUGGAGGAGACUAUUCAGAGGGAAACUUCUGGAAGCUUGAAGGACCUGCUUCUAGCAGUGGUGAAGUGUGCCAGAAGUGUUCCUGCCUAUUUUGCCGAGACCCUUUACUACGCCAUGAAAGGUGCAGGUACAGACGAUAACACCCUAAUUAGAGUGAUGGUGGCCCGCAGUGAAGUCGACAUGUUAGACAUCCGUGCCGAGUUCAGGAAGAGGUUUGUUUGCUCUCUGCAUUCAAUGAUCAAGGGAGAUACCAGCGGUGACUACAGGAAGGCUUUACUGUUGCUCUGCGGUGGAGAUGAUGCAUAACUUCAUCAGCAGUUCUUGACAGGAACCCACCUGAAGUGGCUCCUCAUAUAAAGUUCUGUUGUUUUUGUAUGAGAGAAUAUAUCCAUCAGGUCUUUUAAAUCCAAAUGUUGUCUUUGAAAGGUAGCUAACAUUUUUCCACGUUAUUGCAGCUUUUUCUACUAAUAUGAUUCAUAUAUAAUGCUGAAGGACCAGAUUACAGUCGUAUUCUUUGCACUUUGUUUGUCAGGACCAGUGUAUGCAACAUUAAAUGUUUCACUUAUUGAAAUUUAA